Messenger RNA from Trichobilharzia regenti, 2849 nucleotides. NCBI's taxonomy places the organism in Eukaryota, Metazoa, Platyhelminthes, Trematoda, Strigeidida, Schistosomatidae. The record is from the annotation of a GenBank genome assembly.
CAAAUACAUCUAAAUUUGUACAUACGGUUGGAGUUAACAUGAGAAAUAUAUAUAUAUCAAUUUUUGAUUACACCAAAGAGCAAGUUGUUCGACAGAUGGAAACAAGCUUAGCUGCAGGAUAGGCUCUGGCUAGUAACUCACUCACUCUUCUGUUGACCAUUGCCACAAUAUUUGCACCUUUAUAAUCAAGUUGAAUGUAGACUGAAAUUUUCUCCAAUGUGAUUUUUUGAUAUUUGAGACUUGAGAUCUUCCGUACUUGUUGAUGAAUCUUUGAUGGUAACCAUUGCUUUUCAACAUCUCUUCGAGAGACAUAAGUUCUUCCUCUGAUUUCUCUAUAAAGCAUAUUCUACUCGCUCUAUAGUAUAGAGUCUUGACUAGUCCACGUUUAAAGCUAUUUGGGCAAAAACUAUUAAAAUGUAGGUAUUGUCCUUUCCAAGUGGGCUUUCGGUAAACUGACCUCUGGAGACUACCGUCUCUUAGGCAUUGCAUGGCAGUGUUGAGGAAGUGGAACUUUCCAUCUUUUCCAUGUUCUAAAUAGUAUAUUCAAUAUUUGUGUGUACGUCAUUGAAUAAUAUGAGUAAGUGGGAAGCACGACUUUCAUUGUUGCACACUACAAAUGUAUCAUCAACAUAUCGACAAUAAGAAGUUGCUUAGUCAAUUUCAUGCUUCAGCUUUGUUCUUUCAUGGUUGGACACGAAUAUAUCCGCUAAAACAGUGCUGGGUGGAUUGUCAGUAGCUAUUUCAUCUACAAAUUAAAAUGUAUCUGCGGGAGCAGUUACAUUUGAACAACAGAAAAUGAACUCAGUGCAAAAUUAGAUUUCCAACGUUUUCCCUACUCAACAGAAAUAUUUUGAAUUAAUCCCAUACAAAAUGAAAGUUAUUCAAGUAACGCUGAUCACAAAUCUCGUUUUUCUUCUGCUACUUCAUUCAGCCGAUGCAUAUACUAUUUUAGAAGGUAAACAAAUCGUGAAGAGAGUAUACACAAGAAGUCAACCAUCUGUAUUGACAGCUACUGCAGGCUUUCAGUCACCUGUUCAGAGUACCAAAGAAAUGAACAAUAGCCACGAGACUGUUUAUACUACUACUAAUAAUAAUAAUGGAGUCGGCUUCACAGCUGUUCAUCAUAUUCCACAAGAUUCAACAUCUAAUUAUGUCAUGCCUAAUUUUAUAACUGGGGCCCAUCUCAUACCCGCAGAUGCAUUAUAUUCAGAUGCUAAUAAAGAAAAUUCAACACAGUGGUCUUUUUCAACGCCAUUCGUUCCAUCAGCUGCAUCGAAGUUGGACAAGGAUGCUACUAGUACUACUACCACUACCACUGAUGGCGAAAGUACUUCAACUGACUCUUUAUCGUAUGAACAAGAGGAUAGGAGAGAAGAAACACAUUCAUUUGGAGGAGGAAGUCGAAAAGAGGCUGUAGAAACGGGGACAAGUUUACCACAAUUUCAUUCAACUUAUCCGUAUGACAGCUAUUACGAUUUGCCAGAGGAAAUGAGGAAAUACCAAGUCGUGAUAUCAUCAGACAUGGAUCCUUCAUAUUAUAUGGAUCAGCCAAAUGAUGGUGUCAACUCAGUGAAUCGUUUUGCAUGGCCUCAAAACAAAGAAUACAGUCAGACAGCUGAAAAUGAGGUUCAAUUCAAACAAGGUGUACUUACAGAAGACCAGCAAACUAAAGAACCAGCACGACCUGUCUACCAUUCUCCAAUUCGUUGGGCAGUCAGAGAUAUAGCUUCACUUGGACAACCAUCACAUAUUGCUUGUAGCCAACCAUUAGACCGAGGUGUUGGUUCCAAUGAAUUAUCCUCCUGGUACUAUGAUUCAAGAGAUGGUCGAUGUCGCUGGUUUGGUUACCGUGGUUAUGGUGGAAAUGCGAAUAGAUUUUACAGUCGAGCAGCUUGUGAAGAACUGUGUGUUAAAAACAACCAAAAUUUGUGUGAGGUUGCUAAAUGUCCAAAAUCAAUAACAUCCUGUAUCCUUGUUGGAGAUGAUUCAUGCAAGCUGUAUAAACAACAGCAUUCUAAAUCAUGGGAAGCUGAAUGCCCACCGGAUCAACCAGUAUGCGUAACUAAACGUAAUACAAGAAUGGCACCAGAUAUCGAAUUUGAAAAUGUCCCAUCUGAAUGUCGUCAACAACCUGAUCCAGGAUCGUGUCAAAUUAAAAAUCCAUCACAGAACUUUUUCUAUGAUUUAGAAAGUAAUGAUUGUAUGUCAUUUUAUUUUCAUGAAUGUGGUGGAAAUGAUAACCGGUUUGUUACAAAAUCAGAAUGUAUGAGUCAUUGUUCACCUUGAGAGAUGAACAAAAGGAAAAGAUGACCCGCGCGUGAUCAAUUUCUGUCAUUCAUUCAAGGCGCUUCCAUUUUCCCAGCGCACAACCCCAACCCAACUAAAAUUCAUCACUGUCAUCAUAACUGCCAUCAUCAUCGUCAUUAUAAUCAUUGGUUACUAUCAUUAUCGUCUUUGCCAUCAACAAAAAACUGAAAAUGCCAUUUAUAGAGUACUGAAAUUAUGGAAAGUAUAACCCACUUUUUAUAAGUAGUAUUGUUAUUAGUAUAAACAAAUUAUUAUUCAAAUAUUUUCAAAAACAAGACCAAUAGACAUUUAUCAAAACACUCUGAAUUUUGUCUCUAAUGGAAUGUGAUAACUAGUCAUGUUAUUCACUGGUAUUUCUGAUUUUAUUUAAUCGUGAAUAAUGAAUAGUUUCAUUGUAAUUAUUAAACAGUAAGAAAAGUAAUGAUUAUAAUAAUGACAAUAACUAAUUUUACGGUUUAUUAUUUCUGUUACCUAGCAGUAAUGAUGCAUUAAUAUGCUUAUACUAUUCAUAACAUUACGAAUAAUAAAAAGGCUUGUUUUCA